AUGAGUAGGGUUACCCAUGCUUUACAUCCCGCCCCUUUCUCAUCAACUUGUUUAUGUAGAGGAAUCUGCAGCCCCUAUCCUGCAUAUGCGCCUGCCUUAAUACUCCUUCGAGGUCGCUGCUUGCUUGCUCAGCGUGGUUGUACCGCACUCUCUGCGGGGGGCGGUAGUCCUACUAGGGACUCGGCAAUAGUCUUGUUCAGCACGCUCAGAAAUAUUAGCUCGGGCAGAGUGAACCGCGGUUCGAUUGUUGCUUCUACUUCAGCAUCCUCAGCUGAGGCUGCCGCUGCAGUAGAUAAAAACCUCUCUUUCAAGGGCAUAUCGCAUGUAAGCGAGAUCGCGCCUGUAGAAGAGGAUGUCCAGCAGCCAACUUCCGCUCCUGGAUGCGCUACUCGGGGCUCUAGGCCCGUACGGGAGGCUCAUCACUCAGCAGCAUUUGCACUGGACUCUGCCGAGGGUCAAGAUGGCAACAAGGGUUUUAUGCCUUUUCCUCACAGAUUCUCUACUAAAGACCAUAUAGGUGCUCAGGUAGCAGGGGAAUCGAAGUCCCACACUGGAGGACUCCUCUCCCCUUCUCUGGCGCCCAUCCGUAAAUCCAUUUGCCUAACCAAGAGCGACAGAGUGGUUUCUAUUUGCUGUUUGUCUCUUCGGGACCAACAAUGUUUAGUCUCAAGGGAAACGAAACCUGCUAAAAUGUUUGUUAACCUCGUGCCUACGGCAGUCCGACUCAACAACAAUGAGUUAAGUGAAGUCCCCGAUCUCCAUGUGCACCUCUUGCGGGUCCUACCGCGUGCCUCUGAGAAUCUCCGAUGGCUAGACCUGUCUUUCAACAAGCUGAAAAGCAUUCCUUCUUCCCUAGACGCGUUGAGGGGCCUUGCCUGCCUCUACCUGCACUGCAAUGAGAUCCAGGACCCAGCAGGUCUCCUAUUGCUGCGGCAAAAUGCAAACCUAAAAUUCUUAACACUGCUGGGCAAUCCCUGCUGCAACCAAGGUCGAAGUGGUGAAUUUCGCACAGAGACAAACACACCGGCGCAACAGCCUAAGGGCAGACAGACAGGGCAGAGACAACUGGAGGCAGAAAGGAGAAAGCACGCUAGUAAAGCAAUGGUGUUGAAAAAGGGAGGGAAACGACGCAGUGGUAGGCAGGUAAGGGGAGAUAUAAGAGAGGCGGGAUCAGUCCUUCGCUUUGACAUGCACAUGCCGCAUGCGGUUGUUGGCUUCGAAAACAGGAUUGCUGUUGCCGCCGCGCUACCGCAUCUUCGGUCCCUGGACCACACAGCGUUCUCUGGAGACGAGAGGGAAGCAGCUUGCUUCCUCAACCCAGAAAAAUUCUUUCAGCGGAAGCCAAAGAGGAAAGAUUGUAACGAGGAAAAGAAGCAGUGGCGGUAG
Messenger RNA from Cyclospora cayetanensis, 1386 nucleotides. RefSeq lists its product as uncharacterized. NCBI's taxonomy places the organism in Eukaryota, Apicomplexa, Conoidasida, Eucoccidiorida, Eimeriidae. Gene Ontology annotation, molecular function: protein binding. The coding region runs from base 1 to 1386 and encodes 461 amino acids. The transcript is spliced from 6 exons. The record is from RefSeq and is a predicted model, not a curated record.